Molecule: messenger RNA, 447 nt
Organism: Salvia hispanica
Lineage: Eukaryota; Viridiplantae; Streptophyta; Magnoliopsida; Lamiales; Lamiaceae
Source: RefSeq, a predicted model, not a curated record
AUGCAGCUAUAUCAUCAUCCAUAUUCCUUGAACAGCCAGAAAGUGGGGCUCGUGUUGGAGAAGAACAUCGAUUGAACAUCAUUUCAUGUCAAUCCUAUCAGGGGCAUGAAUUUCGAUUCCAGAUUCUUCGAGAAGAACCCGUCUGCAAAGCUUCCCGUUUUCCAGAAUGGUUCCCACGUCUUGUUUGACACCAUUGAGAUCAUUCAGUACAUAGAAAGAAUCGCAAAGGUCACUCGUACGGGAGAAGAAUCCAGCCUUAGCAGUGGAGAAGUCGCUGAAUGGGUAUACAAGAUACAGCGAUGGAAUCCAAAGCUCUUCACCCUUUCGCACACCCCACCUAAGUAUUGUCUCAAGGUUACUACAUUCCUUAGGCGUGUGAAAAUCGCAAGGAUGGCUGAAUGCCCUAAACUGGCUGCCACCAUUGCUUAUAACAGAAGAUAUUGCUGA